Messenger RNA from Symbiodinium natans, 2088 nucleotides. NCBI's taxonomy places the organism in Eukaryota, Dinophyceae, Suessiales, Symbiodiniaceae. The record is from the annotation of a GenBank genome assembly.
AUGGACUUGAAGUUGCGUGCGCAAGUUGAGAGCGUUCUACGCUGUGCGGACAAAGAGCCAAUGGCGCAGAUGCAGGAAGUGCAGUCCCUGCUGCUGGCAGCCGGUUUGGCGUAUAAGGCUCAGGAGAAGCCGACGAUGCUGUUGGUGCACCCGUGCAAUCGCGGGGGGCUGAUGGUCAAUCCGCACGACUGCCACAGCCGGGGAUGCACAAUGGUGCAGACGGGCAUACGCCCGGAGUUGCUGCAGACUGGGUCCGUGGCGUUCGAGCUCGCCACGGACCCAGUAGCACGGGAGGCGCAAUACGCCGCCAACGAGAAGAUGGCGCGAGCCGCCGGCGGGAUGUUAGCCCCCGUAACGCGGACUGAGCGGCUGCUGUCGGUCGCGGGAUCGCACACGAGCCAGUUUUUCAAAGCCAUGUUGGCUGGGGCGCGCGCCGCCGACGGGUCCUCCCUGGGUGCGUUUAUCGCAGAGCGGGGGCCAGACCACCUUCUGCGCAAGGUCGCUGAAGGUGGCUGGCAAUGGUUUGUGGUGCAGUCGUGCGUGGAAGAGUCAUUUCCAGAGCUCCCGCACUUGUUGCAACAGGCGUAUAACGCCGCCCACGCCGCCGUGACCCCAUUGUCAGAGAUGGAGGUGGCGUCCAGCUACGCGGCGUACUUCGCCGAGCUGCAGGGGCGCGGGUCGGACGCUGAGGAGUGCCGCCGGCUGGCGUUGGAGCGCGUCGUCGCUGGGCGGCCGCCGUGCGGGAAGUAUGUCGAGAGCAUUUGCCAUUGGGUGCUGCGGUACGGGGGGGGCGCUGAUGAGUCCUUCCCCAUGGUGCAGUUUUUGCAGGAGUUCGCGAAAACGUACGGGGGCACGUUGUUGCUGGGCGAGGACUUCGUCCGCGCCGUGGCGCACACAGAGAUCAAGGAGGAGUCCAUGCCGUUUGUGCGGGCCGCAUGCCUGGCCGCGCAGCUCACUUCGCCGAAGGUGAAGGACGGCUUUGCCCGCCUCCUGAGUCCGGGGGAUGUGGAACGGCUCAAAACGCCAGGGGCGCAAGUGCGUGCGAGGGAGGCUGAGGCAGCUUUCCGGCUCGGCUGGCCGCUAUACCAGCAAGCGCGCGGCAUGGAUAAGGAGGGUUGCGUCCCCGCCUUCGGCCGCUUCCUUGUGCGCGGCAUCCUUUGGCUUCUUCAGAAAGAGAAGCAUGGUCGCGAGAAGGUGGAGUUUCCGGACAUGGCCGCCAUAAGCUCGGCGUAUGCACGGGAAGUGCAGGGCGCACCGACGCCGGCAGGGGCGCAAGCAUCGCGGAGAGCGCCGUCGUCGGGGCGGGCUGCGCUGGCCAUGUCCUUGAAGGACUGCGAAAACCCAGCCGUGCACGCCCUGCACGUGAACGAGCACGUGCAAGUUGGCAAGCGUUACACGUGCAAGGACCAUCCGGGCCGGGUGUUCGUCCUGGAAAGCCUGGACGGGUCUGGCGCCAAGUUCGUGGCCACGACGCUGUUUGAGGGCCAGGUGGAAGUGGUAGAGGAGCUGGCGAAACUGAGACAGUGGCGGCCGACCUCGUCCAUGAUGCCUGAAGCCUGCAGUGUGGAGAGGGCGCUGGCAUUGUCGCCCUUGGUCGCCAUGCAGCCGGAAUGGCUGAGGGUGCAGGCGCAGGCCCUGCUUUGGCGUGGCUACGCCACGCACAGUGUGCGGAACAGCGAGCUCGUCUUCGGCUUGAACCCGGCGGCGGUUUUCACAGGCCGGGCUUUCAAAGCCAAGAAGCUCAGGCUGUGGCCCUUGGGAAACUUGCAGCUUCCCAAGGCGGGCACGACGCUGCCGAAGCGAGCCGUUUGUGUUUCCUUCCAGGGUGCUCGGUUCCAGGUGACGGCGAUGCGGCCGGCGUCCAAUUUCGACCGGGCCGGGGCGCUCGCGCCGUAUUGGUGGUGCAAGGUUGCCGAAGAUGAAGAUCAUGCCACCAUGCAGUACGUUAAGGUUGUGUACGAGGAGCUGGAAGUGCACGUGCUGCAGAACGAACUCCCCCUAAACCAGCACGAGUUGCUCUCCUUUGCGGCGCCGUCCGAGCCCGUUGCUGCAUCCCCUGGCCCGAAGAAGCGAGCUCGGGUUCCAUGA